Molecule: messenger RNA, 1102 nt
Organism: Umbelopsis ramanniana AG
Lineage: Eukaryota; Fungi; Mucoromycota; Umbelopsidomycetes; Umbelopsidales; Umbelopsidaceae
Exons: 3
Coding region: 457-1068 (203 amino acids)
Biological process (GO): L-histidine biosynthetic process
Molecular function (GO): imidazoleglycerol-phosphate dehydratase activity
Source: RefSeq, a predicted model, not a curated record
UUAAAAAGGGAAAACGAAAGCCGUCUUGAAUAAACAAACGCUGUUAUUUUUCAUGCCGGCUUUUAAAACACCGCUCAUUGACGGGCACCAUGAAACAACCUGUGCCUUUAUUAACGCACCAAGCCUCUCGCUUAACCCUUGAUUCUCAUAAUUAUUCUAAAACACACCGUGGUGGUCCUACUUCUUUAUGUUGGAAGGGUCAGGAUAUGGGCUACAAUUGGAUUGGUUGGCACACCCACUAUCAUUAGCACAUAUGCCAUUUUCACAUUAGAAUAACGCUAUAGCAGUUGCAGCUGGCAUCACACGUUGUCAUAAUUAUGAAAGAAACCCACUGUGAAAAAGACAAAGUGUAAUGCCAGUCAAAAAAUGACAGAUCGGCAGCAAAAGAUCAGCAGUCACAAAUGACCCAUCUUUGGUUUUUUCGGGAAGCCAGCCAACUACUAAGCUCUUUGAACCAUGUCUGACAACUCACAACAGCCUGCUAGAGCUGCCUCUAUCGAACGUAAAACCAAUGAGACCGAUAUCAGCAUAAAGGUCAACUUGGACUCCAAGAUGGAUCAACAAAUUGACAUUGCCACUGGCAUUGGAUUUCUCGACCAUAUGUAUCAUGCUUUGGCCAAGCAUGGUGGAUGGUCUUUGACCCUCAAGUGUACUGGUGAUUUGCAUAUCGAUGACCAUCACACUGCCGAAGAUACCGCCAUUGCCCUCGGUAUGGCUUUCAAACAAGCUCUUGGUACUCCCAAGGGUAUCAAGCGUUUCGGCCAUGCUUACUGUCCCUUGGACGAAGCUUUGUCUAGAGCUGUUGUUGAUAUCUCCGGUCGUCCCUUUGCCGCCAUCGACCUUGGCUUAAAAAGAGAGAAGAUUGGUGACCUCUCUUGUGAAAUGAUUCCUCACGUUCUCUUCUCCUUCGCCACCGCUGCUGGCAUAACGCUGCACGUGGAUGUUUUGAAAGGUGACAACGAUCAUCACCGAUCCGAGUCCGCUUUCAAGGCCCUGGCCGUUGCCAUUCGCCAAGCUGUCGAACAUACAGGUACCAAUGACGUUCCUAGCACAAAGGGAGUGUUGUAAAAUGGUUUCGACAGAAGUUUACCCUAAAAUAAAU